GGUAAAGGCGCUCACCAUCGCCUUCCUCAUUUCAUCGGCUAUGAGCUCCAAUGGAGAGUCCUCAUUUUGUUGCCAUCAAAAAAGGUGCCAUUACCAGGAGUGCCACGACGCCUAACUGAAGGCUGGCUUCAGGACUAUGCUAAUUAACUGCAGGGGAGAGUCCUGUUGCCAGGCGACAGAGUGUCACAGCUGAGGAGGAAGACCUGGGACAGGAGUAUAUCUUCUAGCAGUUUCAAGUGACUUUUUCCUCAAUCUGAUCACCAACCAACCAGAACAGCAUACUUCAAACAUAUUUCUUUACUAAAGAACAUGGCCAAGAGCGGGAAGAGCCCCAAGGGCAAGAAGAUCACCCUCAAUGUGGCCAAGAAUUGUAUCAAAAUCACGUUCGAUGGGAGAAAACGCCUCGACUUGAGCAAGAUGGGAAUUACCACCUUCCCAAAGUGUAUUCUGAAACUCAAUGACAUAGACGAGCUCGAUCUUAGCCGGAAUAUGCUCAAGAGGAUCCCUGAUUCAAUCUCCAAGUUCCAGAACCUACGGUGGCUGGAUCUGCACAGCAACUACAUCGACAAGCUCCCCGAGUCCAUCGGCCAAAUGACGACUCUGCUCUACCUCAAUGUCAGCAACAACAGGCUGACCACCAACGGGCUGCCCGUGGAGCUCAACCAGCUUAAGAACAUCCGCACCGUGAAUCUGGGCCUGAACCACCUGGACAGUGUGCCCACCACACUGGGUGCUCUGAAAGAGCUCCACGAGGUCGGGCUCCAUGACAACCUGAUCAGCGCCAUCCCCACGAGCAUCUCCAAGCUCCCCAAGCUGAAGAAGCUCAACACCAAGCGGAACCCCUUUCUCCAGCCAGAGGAGACGGAUGUAUUCAUAGAUUCCAUCAAGAGGCUGGAAAACUUGUAUCUGGUGGAGGCGAAGGAUCUGUGCGGGCCUUGCCUGAAAAAAUGCCAACAGGCCCGAGACAAGCUGAACAAAAUCAAGAGCUUAGCCGCGGCAACACCGAAAAAGCCCGUCUUUAGCAAUUUCAUCGCGCCCAACUCCACGGCCAAGGAGUCCCAGGAAGAGUGGAGGUGACCUUGUACCCUGACCCCGAGGCAGGAAGGGAACAGGGAGGGAGGAAAGAUGGCGAUGGGCUGCUUCCACAGAAAAUUGAGAGAUUACCCCAUGACUGCAAUAGUGCUUUUGGCUAAGUCCAUAAAAUACUUUCCCUACCA
Eptesicus fuscus (big brown bat) is the source of this 1217-nucleotide messenger RNA. It is a transcript of the gene LRRC18, whose product is annotated as leucine rich repeat containing 18. The record is from RefSeq and is a predicted model, not a curated record. Gene Ontology annotation, molecular function: protein binding. Bases 310 to 1077 code for a protein of 255 amino acids. The transcript has 3 exons. NCBI's taxonomy places the organism in Eukaryota, Metazoa, Chordata, Mammalia, Chiroptera, Vespertilionidae.